CGGCUUAUCAGAGUGGCUCUCCGGUGCAGUCACGUUUGCUCGCUUGGAACAGCUGCAAGAUGCCUGGAGGUGCCGGAAGCUGCCGGCCACUAGAAUCAAGAAGUCCACUGGACUCCUUGAACGGUCUUAACAUAAAAGUGGAGCUGAAAAAUGGCCAUGAAGUUCCAUGCAAGUUGGACGCAGGAAGCGCCAGAAAUCUCGUCCAAUGCGUAAACUGCGGCUUUUACGCGCUUAAAUGGCACAUACUAGUAUGCAGUCAUAGUCUGUGCGAGCGAUGCUUCAUGGAAUGCCAAUGCUACUAUUGUGCUUUGGACCAAAUAAGGACUAUGAAAUUUAAGGCAAAGUCAGGCAGCUGCAACAAGGCGGUGUUGAAAGAUGUCCUCGUCCAGUGCUUAUAUUGCUCAGAAUUUCGGGACGCAAAUACCAUUGCGGACCACAUUGAAAAGGAACACUCGAGCUUAUUUGAAGAAGAAUCCAGUGGGACGCCCAAUGCAGUGCAGAACAAAGAGGAACUCUACAGCAGCAAGGUGCUCUCCGAUCUCAAGCUGCACAGUUCCAGGGACAAAGAUCCGGAAUUACUGAAUCUGCAACAGUCAACGCCUCCAGAACACGUCGGGGAUAUUGAAAAGCCGAAAUGCGCAACAUCCACAAAGUCGGAAAACACCACGUGCAGACACUGUGGAAAGAAGGUGAAAGACAUUCCGAAUCACCUGGCAGUAUGCUCCGAAUUGCCUGCUACUUGCCCCUACUGCCAUGACGAAAUCAGAAAAAAGGAUAUGAAGGCGCAUGUUGAUCAAUGCGAUCGUGAAUCUAAAGAAGCACGCAAGGAGCACGAGGACACCUGCCAAGACCGUAUCACGGAAUGCGAAGAUCACGAGGGAGCAUUGCCGGAGAAAGAUUUCGAGCCACACUGCUCAGAGCUAUGUAAGCGGAACAUCGCAACGAAAGCGCAGCAAAGUUAAGAGUACAGGAAGAAGAUGAUGACAAGAGCAAAAACAAGGAACUAUACGAUGAAAUCCAAGAACUCAAGGAUAAAAUAAAAGUGCUAGAAGGAAGACUUGAAAAGCUAGAAAAACCUCUGCGGAAGAUCAUAAAACGACUUUCCGAAAACCGAUAAGGAUUUUGUUCAGUGGAUAUACACAUUCGAUGUUGUGAGAGUAAUGCUAAAAUUUUGAACAGUAUACACAUUGAAUACUUUUGUGUCAAGGAAUUGUGACAGCGAAAAAGACUAGAAAAAGCAAAAAAAAAAAAUAAAAUAAACAGAAAUGUGAAAACGGUGGGUCCUUUUUUUU
Dermacentor silvarum is the source of this 1292-nucleotide messenger RNA. RefSeq lists its product as uncharacterized. The record is from RefSeq and is a predicted model, not a curated record. The transcript is spliced from 11 exons. NCBI's taxonomy places the organism in Eukaryota, Metazoa, Arthropoda, Arachnida, Ixodida, Ixodidae. Bases 60 to 962 code for a protein of 300 amino acids.